Messenger RNA from Frankliniella occidentalis (western flower thrips), 9700 nucleotides. RefSeq names its product piezo-type mechanosensitive ion channel component (gene Piezo). The coding region runs from base 364 to 8301 and encodes 2645 amino acids. The transcript has 51 exons. Lineage: Eukaryota; Metazoa; Arthropoda; Insecta; Thysanoptera; Thripidae. The record is from RefSeq and is a predicted model, not a curated record.
GUCCCUCUGCGAGUCAAACCGAAGGCUCAACUCGUUCAGUCUUCAGGCGACCCACCACGGGUGAGACCACUCGACGCGUCAGGAGCGCCCGUGUUUCGUGUGACAGUGAUCUGUUCGUCCUGAGUUUCGCGACCUGUGCUCAGCGUGCGACUCAAGUGUAUCGGGCCGACAUCUCUGUGUCAUUGUUCAAUCGUGACCGGCUUGUCCGCGGCCCGGGGGGCCGACCGUCCUAACCCUGUUGAACACGUCUCCACCCACCACCGGUGUGAGCGCUCCAAGAGUCCGACCCUAAUUUGGGGCCUUACAGUCGAACUAGUUAUGUGAGCUGCCAUUCCUCUGCUUUGCAUCGUUCAAGGGGCCAGAAUGAAUUAUAUUCUUAAUUUAUGCUUGCUACGGAUCCUCCUCCCCGCCGUAUUAACCACAUGUGUGGCUAUACGGCAGGAUGGGGUGUCAUUUAUCUAUCUCAUAUUGCUGCUUUACCUCCCAUUUGUUUCCCUUCCGACUUCAAGGGACGCCUGUCAUGCAGGACGUUACCUGAAGGGUGUUAUAGCCACAUCGGGGCUUGUGGCUUUAGGAAAAUUAAUUUUUCAAAUUGUUCUUUUGAGCAUGCCUCCAUAUGCCUCUUUCCUGCCAAAAUGUGAAGAAUUAGAAGCUGCCCUUAGAAUAGCUGGUUUGAUACGCUUAGACAGUGUUGCUGCUGUUGAUUGCAUGAGAUGGGUCCUACCUGAGGCGCUACUUCUUGCCUCAUCCUUGUCUCUUUACAUUGUAUGUGCCAGACCAAAGAAAAAAGAUAUUGAAGAGUGCCAUACGGAUGUAACAAGGACAGACAGCAAUACAGAAAGUCAAGAUCCUGCCUUAAAGUCCAAGUUUAAUUUCCUCACUGCCAUUGGGAAGUAUGUUGUUCUGUGUGCAUUUUGUGUCACGGGCGCAGUAUGUCCCUCCGUCCUGAACAUGGUUUAUUACCUAUCUUUUAUUAUUGCAACUACGUAUUGGUCAUGUUACAAACAGCUAGCAGGCAAAUUUGCAGUUGUCUGUAGAGUUAUACAAACAUAUGCUGCUUUGCAUUUGUUGGUGCUGUUCUUAGUUCAAGUUCCAUGGCCAGAGGAUUGGUUUAUGAUUAGAGAAGACAUUGGAAGAUAUCUUGCCUUAAAACCUGUUUACAAAACAAACUGCACUGAUGAUCCUCGUACUUUAAUUAGCCAAAACCAGCACUGGAGCAUUUAUGCAAACCCUUUGGCUGUGCUCAUCUUGUAUUUCAUACUAGGAUAUGAAUAUGCCCUCCUUAGAAGGCCUACGGACAAGGAUUCAGCUAAAGCUGGUGGUAUGAGUCGCCAACUCUCUCUGCGUCUGUCACAACAAAAACUGUUUCGAAACUCUACAAGCAGAUGGCGCUCUGCCACCAGAAAAGUUCGUGCCCGAAGUAUGCCCGAAUGCCAUGAGGAGACGCCUCUGAUACAGGGUGCUAUUCCGAACAAAUACCAGACAACAAGAAGAGGACAAGGCAGUUCUCUUGAUCUUGGAGCCAUAUCAGUAAUUGACGGUGCCAGUGGACGAGAGAGAGCAGAGUCCAUUCAACUUUUCCCAAUUACUGAUGCAUCCAAUUUAGAAAGAAGUGAGGAUCUUGGCGAUCAUUGGCUUGAUAAACUACUUGACUCUGUUGUUACUGUUUUCCAACUCAUCAUAAGAUCAUCUUACAUUGUUACAAAUAUCAUUAUGAUGACGUGGAGUAUAACAUAUCACUCUUGGUUGACAUUUUUUCUUCUCCUGUGGGCUUCAAUCCUGUGGAUGGUCCCAAAUCAAAGAAGGUGGAUGCUACAUUGCUCACCUUUCCUUGUAACAUAUGCAUUAUUCCUUUUGAUUGCUCAGUAUGUUUACUCCCUUGAUCUCACCGAGCUACCAGAAAAUGUUAAUUCUACUAUUAAUCUGAAGCAAAUUGGUUUCGAGAAACCUAUAAAUGUGUCACCAAGCAAACCUGUUUUAAUCAAGAGUUUGUAUACUGUCAUGUUUUGGAUAACAUUGCGUCAGUACAUGCAAGAGAGGUGGCAAGCUAGAAACACUUCUGCUCUUGCUGACAUGGCUGCCCCGUUACAAAUAACUGUAACUACUGCCACCUCUGGAAUGCAGUCUCCUCCACCUGCAGAAGCCCCUUCACCUUUUAUGCGGCGUUUGGGGAUUUACGUUAAGGAACUAUUGACUAAGUUCUGGAUCUGGGUUGUUGCCAUAAUGUUAUUUGUCAUUGGUAUAACUGGUGACAAGAUGACAGGAUUCCGUAUAGUGUAUAUGGGACUAUUUCUUGUCUUCAUCCUCACCUUCAAGCUGUCAUACAAAGCAUGGAGAAGAAUGCUGUAUGGGUUCUGGCUAACUGUCAUUGUCUUUUCAAUGAUAAUCCUUGUGCUUAUAUAUACGUACCAGUUUGACAACUUCAACACUUACUGGGAUACCUAUCUGGGUAUUCCAGAGCAAUUGCAAGCAGAUAUUGGUUUGCAAAAAUUCCACACAAAGGACUUGUUUGUCCGUUUAAUAACACCCACAUUCUUUGUAAUUAUAACAGCUAUUCAAAUGAAUUACUUCCACAAAGAUUUUCUGGCAAUUUCUGACAUCAAAAGCAGAGGCGUCAGCUUCUCGCAACAAUCUAGAAGCAGAGCAUCUCACAAAUCAGAUACUUCUUCUGAACCUGGAGCCCCAGCCCGAAGUGAAACUGAUGGAGCUUCAACUGCCCCAUCACAGCGCCGAGGAAAAUUCCAAGUUUUGCGCCACAUAUCUUCGCUACGGGGGCGUAGGAGUCUGCAGCAAGGCAUUCAUCUCUUGAAGCAAUUUAUUGAGCUUGUCUGGUUGUUCCUUGAGCUACACAUUUCCAAACUAAUGCUUCUCACUGUGAUGCUUCUCUGUAUUGCUGUGCCUUGUGCUUUGCACUUUCCAAUGGUUCUGUUGGUUGUGGUUUCUCUUGCUUUUAGUAGUAGAGCCCAAGAAAUUGCCUGCAACAUAUGCUCUGUUUGGGUUGCUCUCUUGAUGCUUGGAACUAUGAUUUACCAAAUUGAAUACAUUGAUAUGAAGGUCUGGGAUUAUGAAUGCAUUAGACACAAGUGGAAUACAUCAUUAGGAGAAAAACAGGAGUUUAAUAUCACAUUAAAUAAUGCUCUUUGGCUUGGAUUUAGAAAAGCUGAUUCUAAAGCCACAUUGUCUGAUGUAGUCAAGGGUUACAUUGGUGUUAUUUUGGUUGCAUCUUUUGUUACUGUUGUGAACAUUCAUCAAACAUACAAGAGAUCACUCAGAGGUCGCUCCAUCAGUACACCUCAGUACAUGUUUCCAAGGAUUACAAGAGCAGAUGCUGAUAAAAAUAUUUUAAAUUGUGUGAAGUACAUUCUCAAUUAUGGUUUCUAUCGUUUCGGUAUAGAGAUCUGUAUGGUCGCAAUGGUUGCACUAAUUGGGACCAGAGUUGAUUUCUACGCUAUGCUUCAUGCUAUCUGGCUCUUAGCUAUGUUUGCAAUGAAGAGAGAACGCAUAGCUCGUUUGUGGACUCCAUACAUUUCUUUCAUAAUCAUAUGCCUUAUCAUUCAGUACAUUAUGGUGGUUGAUGUCCCUCCAUCACUCUGUGUUGAUUAUCCAUGGGAUAUGUCAGAUAUGUUAAAAGGCCUUCAAGAAUGGAUGUUUUUACCUGAUCCCAUAAACAAACCUGAGAUUGGGAAAAUAGCAUGUGAUUUCAUUCUUCUUAUGUUUGUGUCUUGUCAAGGAUUGGCUUUUAGAAUUGAAAGAAAGUAUCCAGAUAAUAGUUUCCCUGGUGGAAGUAAUGCUAGUAUUAUUCAUGAGUAUGACAACAAAGAUUUUGUCAACCCUGUUCCAGAUUACAUAUCUUCCAUAAGAUCAUGGUUAGACGUUGUAAAACGUGGUGUCUUGUUGAGCAUGAUGUGGCUUACACUUGCCAUCAUGUUCCUUGCUGGAACAAAUCGAGUUAACCUCUUCUCACUUGGAUAUCUCAUAGGAGCAUUUGUAUUUCUCUGGAUGGGCAGCGACUUGUAUUUGCGGGAUAUACGAGUCAUCCACAAAUGGUGGAAUGCACUUCUUGGCUACAAUGUGGCUGUCAUUUUUCUGAAAACUCUUCUCCAAGUUAUUGGCUGUAUUUUUAUGGAACAAGUACAGUCAAAUGCAUGUUGGUUUGUUCAGUUAAUGGGCAUUGCCUGCAUCAGGAAAUUCCAUGGAUUUGUUCCCACGUUUAUUGGACGCCCUGAGGAAUCUUCAAAUGGUUGUACUGUGCACCUAGAAAGCUAUGGCCUGGCUUGGGAUGGUGUGUGCUUUGGAUUUUUGUUACUCCAAAGACGCCUCUUCCAAUCUUAUUACUUUUUCCACAUUGUAGAUGAAACAAAAGCAAUGACUAUCCUAGCAUCAAGAGGAGCAGAAUUAAUAGAGGAGUUAAGGCAAAAGCAAAUUAUGGAACAGAUGGAAAGAGAGAAUCAAAUUCUUGAAAAUAUAAAGUUGAAAAUGGAACGAAUUAAAGCAUCUCAGAUGAAAGUUCAGGGGCCAUCAUAUCGUGAGCCAAGCAGCCAUUUCACUGCUGUCCUAUCUGGAGACUACUACAUGUUUGAAGACAUGCCAGAAGCUGAUUUGGUUGAUCCUACUGAUGUGGGGCGCAAAGAAGAUGAUGAAGCUGAAGACAGAUUAGCAGGUCAACUAACCAUCAGCAAGCUUUUCAGUGAGGCAUUAAAGACCGACAUCAAGCAGGCAGUUGACAAAGCUCACGCAUCAUCAGCAACUGGCACACUUCAGAAAAGGGCCUCCUUCACCACAGCGGAUUCUGAGCUUAGCUGUGGCAGUCGUGGAACAAGAAGAAGCAGUCGCAGGAGCAGCCAGAGAAGUGCUGGUUUAGCUGGUCCGGAUACUAUGCCUACAACUGCCACUACCACGUCAUCUGCGCAUCUGAGUCCGGAUGGUGCAGUCCUCCCUCAAGAUGCUAGGGAUGGAGAGGAUCCAGGAGAUCAAAAACCAUUGGUUUCCUCAGAGCAUGGUUCCAGUUCAGACGGAGAGGAGUUAGAAGCUGAUGAAGUUGAAGUAAGACAGGAAUCUUGGCUGAGUAAAAUAAGCCAACUACUCCACUUUUUGAUUGUAUCCUUAAACUCCAUCAUGGUAUCCCUGACUCGAUGGUUAAAUACAUUCUCUCGAGAUUACCGCUAUGUGUCAAGAGUACUUGCAGUUGAAAAGAAACUUCUUAAGGAAGAACCUGAUUUUGGAGAAGGUAAACGUGUCGGCCUUGCAAAAAUGUGGCAACCUUCACCACAAGCACUUCAAGUUCAUCGUUCUAGGGAGGAGAUGCUUUCCACUAACCUUCCCCAACGUGCUGCAGUUGGCCAAUCUAAUAGUGACAUGAAUCGGCUCCAUGUAAGGCAGCUUAAGACUGCGCUCUGUCUACCUUCUAUUCGAGUCCUUGCUCCUAGUCUUGAAGUGGGACUAGAUGAAUGUGUAGAGAGCAAUGUUUCACCCGCAAGUAGCAGUCCUCAGGCUGGACUCAGUUCUGCAGAGCAACCACCGGUUGUCCAACUUCUUCUUGCAGUGUGGUACACAAUAGUUUCGCACUCUGACCUGGCCUGUUUCUUUAUGAUAUUCUUGCAUCAAAUGAAGUCUGCUACAAUUUUGUCCAUUCCCCUACCACUCAUGGUUUUCUUGUGGGGUACCCUUACUGUUCCACGACCUUCGACAACCUUUUGGGUGGUCAUCAUUGCUUAUACUGAGGUUAUGGUGGUUAUAAAGUGUAUGUUCCAAUUUGAUUUAUUACCUUGGAAUCAUGAGGAUAAUGUCCCCUCCAAUACAAAGAACCCAUUCUGGCCGCCAAGGAUAAUAGGCAUAGAGAAAAAGCCAAAUUAUGCUGUCUUUGAUCUAUCUUUAUUGCUGGUUCUCUUUUUCCACAGAUUUAUGUUAAAAUCUCUGGGACUCUGGAAAUCCCUUUAUGAAGAUGAUUCUACCUACCCACAAGACAAUGAUCAUUUUGAGUUUGUUCAAGAGAGUAGCAGUGAAGAGAGAAAAAGCAAGCAAGAAGAACAUGACAAGAAGAGGGAUGAUAAAAUAGCUAGUGAAAGUGCUGAUUCUGUGCACACCACCCACAGUGACCCUGGAGUACGGCGCGUUUCAAUCUACGAACCUGGAAUGCAAUUGACUCAUCGAGGGUCCCUCAAAACCUUCACAUUAUCUGAUGGGCGCAGAAUAAGUAUGAUUAGACCAUCAUGGUUGGAGGAUGGAGAUCGACAAAGAGGAAUACUUACUGAUACAAAUCAAGAAGUACUAGUUGAUGGUUCGGUUCUUGAUGGAAUGGUGAUGAGCCCUGUGGAAUCGAAUCAAAGCAAACAAAUUGUUGUUGCCAAAACCUUCAGGGAAAACGCCAUGGACAGAUUUCCUUCUAUCUUGAAAUUGACGUGGAAGAGGUACAUGACCUCCAUGAGAACAUUUUUUAAACUGCUUCUGGAUCCAGGAUCAAGAGUAAAUGCUGAUGUUUAUGCUUACAUGUUCAUGUGUGAUUUCUUCAAUUUUAUGGUCGUGAUAUUUGGUUUUUCUGCUUUUGGUUCAGCAGCUGGCGGUGGUAGUGUUUCUGAAUACUUUGAAGAGAACAAAGUUCCUGUGCCAUUUUUGGUGAUGUUAAUUCUUCAAUUUGCCUUGAUUAUCAUUGACCGAACUCUGUACUUACGGAAAUAUAUUCUUGGAAAGAUUAUUUUCCAAUGUGGUCUUGUAGUUGGGAUCCACAUAUGGAUGUUUUUCAUUUUACCUGGCGUAACUGAAAGAAAAUUCAACGAAACCCUUCCACCCCAGAUGUGGUAUGUUGUGAAGUGUUUUUAUCUCUUGUUAUCAGCCUACCAAAUUAGAUCAGGGUACCCAACUCGCAUCCUGGGAAAUUUCUUGUGUAAAGCUUAUAACUAUCUCAACAUGUAUCUUUUCAAAGUGUUUAUGACAAUACCUUUUGUCUUUGAGCUCCGCGCUAUAAUGGACUGGAUGUGGACUGAUACAUCAAUGUCAUUGAUGGAAUGGUUAAAAAUGGAAGACAUAUUUUCCCAGCUAUUCCAGCUUAAGUGUGAAAGACGGGCUCAGACUGAAUAUCCACAGCCGAGGGGAGUCCGCAAAAAUGUAAUAGUUAAAUACCUUGUUGGUGGUCUUGGUCUACUGUUUAUAAUAGCUAUCAUUUGGUUCCCACUGGUGCUAUUUGCCUUGGGGAAUACUGUUGGUAGCCCUAAUUUGCCUCUGAAAAUGACAUUGCGGAUGCGACUUGGUCAUUUUGAGCCAAUUUAUGACAUAGCAGCCGAAGGAAACCAAAUAAGAGAGUACAAUGAGAAUCAAUGGCGCAUUCUCAAUGGUGUUUAUCGACAGUAUCAAUCAGCUCAGAAUUUCUUGUCUAACUAUGACAACCAAGCUGUUGCAAUGAUCCUGUUCAAUAUUCACUCUGGAAGCCUAUGGACAAUAACUCCCCCAGACUUAAUCAAAUUGAGAGAAGAAGUUGCAUCAGACAUGCCUUUUAAUGUCACAAUUGAUUGGCGAGUGGAACGGCGCCAAAGCAGUCCUGAAGAUAAAGGAUAUUCAGAGGGGACUCACACAAUUCAUUUGCCAGCAAUAGAUCCCAAGUCAGGGAACAGGAAUACUGUUCGUCAAAAUUUACAGACGGUGCUGGAAGCCACAAUAAAUAAUACUUCCCCAAUGGUUGGAAACAGCUCAUCAGAAAGUAUUUCUAUUGUUAUUCCCAAUCUCUUACCCAAAUUGAUCAAAGUAAACAGCAAUGGAGCCAAUCCAAUUUUGCAAUUACUUCCUGGCAAAGAUGCUGACACUCAGUACCGAGAUGUAAUCCUUAAAAUGAAUUACGGUAGCUCUACCCUAAAGUGGUGGACAGUCCUGGAAGAUUGUAAUGACCAAACAUUCCAAGAGAUUAUCAAAAAUAUUCCUUCAGCUGGUUCAGAGUCUAAUUGUAAUCAAACACUCUUGAUUUAUACAUUCAAUGACAAAACCUUCCCUGCUACGCUGAGUAUGUUCUCUGGAAAAGGCAUUAUUGGAUUGUAUGCUUCAUUUGUGUUGGUGGCUAGUCAGUUUGUACGAUCCUUCUUCAGUAACUUGGCUUCCAAAAUUAUGUUUGAAGACUUGCCAAAUGUUGACCGCAUUCUUCAACUAUGUCUCGACAUAUACCUUGUGCGAGAAAGUGGAGAGCUGGAUUUGGAAGAGGACUUGUUUGCUAAGCUAGUCUUCUUGUAUAGAUCUCCAGAAACUAUGAUAGAAUGGACAAGAGAACGGAAAGAAGGUGAUGAUAGAGACUCACCCGAAGCGUCAAUUGCUCAAGAGUAAUCUGUCAAAGAUUAGUUCUGAAUUCAAUUUUAAGGCAUUAAUGUGCUUUGAAUACCAGUGAUACUCAAAUCAUUUGAAUUAUUUGUGUGAAAACUAGUCGAUACUGUUCUCUAUUGCACAUAUCUCAAAGAUGUCUUUGAACAGCUCUUAGUUUUCUAUGUUUUUCAUUCCCUUAGACUUAUUUCAAUGAGUUGUGGUGUGAAAGUGGUAUAUAGUUUUAUAUCCAUCCAGUGAACUUUGCUCUUAAUUUUGUUUAAUGUACUGUACCUGUUAAAACUUCUUUUAAGACGUAUGUAAUUGUAAUUAUUCUUGUGAUUGAAUUUUGCAUUGUUCAGUGGGCAUCUGAAAGAUAUUGUAAAACUUUUAUGAAUAACUCUUUUCCCAACUCUUCUUUGGUUAUCAAUGUUUUUAGGUUGUGAAUUACCCAUUUAGACCCCUGGACUUCUUUAGAAAUUUGUUUUCUUGGCAUAUCACUUAGCAACUACUUACCUUCCACAGGGUAAGAGGAAUUUGGUGGCUUGGCAGGGUUUACUGGUUCAUUUUAUUGUUAAAGGGAACAAGACCAGGAACGGUGCUAGUCUUCUAUUCUUAUAUCUGUCUAUGGCUCAAGGGCUUUAAAAUGUGUUCUUAAUCUUUUCCAGACUUUGCAAAUUUUACACUUGAAUCAAAGCCAUCACAAAGAUUUCCUAAUAGUGGAAAAUUUGUUUUAACUUUUUAUAUUAUAAUUUUAACUGUACCUUGGGUAUUGUAAAACUUUUCUCACAAUUGUACAACUUAUAAUUAUUUUCCAAAGUUUGUAUUUUACCAAAUACAAGAAUGUUUUGGUCAUGGUGGUUUUAAAACUUCACAUACCUUACCUUUUUCAAGUAAUUAAUGCCAGAUUCUUUGCUGUGCCCAAUCUUUUUACUUUGAUGUAUAAUGUAAGUGGCCAGAUUUGUUGGGGAUCCAAAUUAGAAAUGAAAUUAACUGUAUUUAAUGAAAUUCUAGAUUAUUGUGUUUUUAAUGGUAAGACUGAUUUUCCUCCUGUUAUGCUAAUCACCUCAUUGAAUGUUUGUGUACUCUGAAACAUUCACAUUUUUUGUUUCAUUUUAAAGUACAUAUCAUUUCAUUGUCAUUACAUUGUACGCAAUUUUAACUGUUGUAGUGUAGCAUAUCUUUUUGUUGUUGUUUUUUUAUCUUUUCAGCUGGAUUCUGCAGAUCUUUGUCAUUUUUACUGACAUGUGUUUUUUAAAUAUUCUGUAUGUUAUCUUGCUAAUGCAGCAUACAGAAAUAAAUCAGCCUAAUCUUUGAAUCAUAUCUUAAGCAAAUUAUAUUUUAAAAGCAGAAUACUCAAAUCCAGUUUGUAAAAAAAUCUUUGUACCUAUAUUAGUGUUGAAUAAAACAUCAUUUUAGACAGAAA